Aedes albopictus (Asian tiger mosquito) is the source of this 2222-nucleotide messenger RNA. RefSeq lists its product as uncharacterized. Lineage: Eukaryota; Metazoa; Arthropoda; Insecta; Diptera; Culicidae. Gene Ontology annotation, molecular function: protein binding. The record is from RefSeq and is a predicted model, not a curated record. The transcript is spliced from 4 exons. Gene Ontology annotation, cellular component: SCF ubiquitin ligase complex. Gene Ontology annotation, biological process: SCF-dependent proteasomal ubiquitin-dependent protein catabolic process. Bases 204 to 2003 code for a protein of 599 amino acids.
AGAAGAAUUUUGAUGCGCGCAAGCUAAUUUUGAAAUAUUUCAUCAUAGAACGCAGCCACAUCGUUCCGUAUCUCUGUUUCCAGGCAACAUAAAAAAUUAACAAAAGAAAAAGCAAGGCAAGGCGCCGUGUGGCAAAAAAUUAUCAUUCUGCAAGUGAAAAAGUUCCUGUUUUGCCGUAAUAAAUCUAUUUUAUUUGUGCCUAAAUGGAGUGCGACAAUGCUAGGAAACCGUUCUACCAGCUUCCAAAUGAAGUAUGGCUCGAGAUUUUCGAAAAAGUGGACACGCCUCAACUGCGCGAUUUGUCGCUCGUUUGCAAACAUUGGAACAGUCUUGUUUUCAAACACAUGUCGCAUCGGUUCGUGCUGAGCUUCGACUUGGAUCAGCGGAAGUAUCCCAGACGAGGGAUUGGUAUGAUACCGGAAAGGAACUACAAACAUCUAUGCCUCAAGUCGUUCAAGCUGGACAGCCCGGCCUAUCUUUUGGAUACUGUUAAACAGCUGGCUGCAAAUUUGGUAUCCCUAAAGCUGGAACUGGUUUCGCUGGAAUGUCAGACGUUGGUGCAAUUGUUGCCGAUGUGCACAAAACUGACAGAACUGCAAAUCAAGGCCAAAUACUUCGAGUGCGACGAAACCCUUUACGAACCUGGGCCGUACCUCAAGGCGGUUCAAUGUUUGAGUUUUGAUAUCGAGAACUACGUCUCGACGUUCAAUCUGUUCAGCUUUGAGAUGGCAUUCCUGCGAAUGUUUCCGAACGUACAGAAGCUAAAAAUGGUCGUAUAUCGUCCGUUAGAUCUUGGACUGCUCGUGUGGAUGGCCCCUCGCCUGCAGAGCCUGAAAGCGACGGUCUAUUGCGAUGCAAUCAACAAUUUUCUGGGCGUGCGAUUGCCAGUUUUGAAGCACCUAGAUCUGACGCUAUUGCAGCCGGAACAACAGUGGCGUAAAAGGAGAACAUUCCAAGCGAAAUCUUUUGGAGAAUUCUUACUUGGUUGCGGUAUGCUGAAGACUGCUUUACUCUCGUUUCGCUGUGAAUACGACCAGCAUCUGUUAACCACCAUAUUCACCAAUCUUCCGUGGGUCGAAAAGUUACAGCUUUCUGGGGGUUUAGCCACCGAACGGUUCUCUUUGAACGGAAUGGAACGUAUGAAAGUUUUAAAGGAUCUCUCACUGCACUGCUUGCUCCUUUUCCAAGAGGAGCGACGUAUCGUGCCGAUGCCGACGGUGGAAAAAUUUUCAGUGUGCUCAUUCAUCAGACCGAACCGAUUCAGCGAUGUUCUGAAACGAUUUCCGAAUCUGAAGACGCUUUCGUUCCGAAUGCACGGCGAUGAGCUACAGUCUAUCCACGAAACGGUACCGCUGUUGGAGGAACUGUCGGUUGAUAUCGGUCGUGUCACGCCCGAAAUGGUAAACCACAUGCAACAGUUGGUUGGACUGAGGAAACUCACUAUCGAUGCACACAUGAUUGCCAGGACAAACUUCCGCUUGUUGCGAGGCGUAAUAGCUCUGCCGGAGUUGAAAUGCCUAACCAUCAAUACCAGAUCAGCCAUUCCUGCGAAUAUUGCCAGUUCAGUAGCCGGAUGCAACAGUGCCUGCAAGCUCGUACUGAACGGAGAAACGGUUACUCCAGCUUUGAGGACUCGUCGAUCUGGCGUGAAGCGGAAACAACCGGUAGCUGCAUCGAGUCCCAAAAUCAAUCCCAACCAAUCAGCGAACCUAAGUGUAUCGUCGUCGAUGGACGAGACCCAACCGUCAGAAAGCAGUGCCAGCACUAGUGGUUGCAGCAGCUUUCCGACUAGCUCUUCGGAUAUUAGCAAUGUAAGUUUCCCUGUGGUAAGUUGUUCAUCGGCCAACGAGAAAGGUUGUGGUGAAGUAGCACAGACGGUGGAAAUAGUAGUAGCUAGUGGCGAUUGCAGUGGCGCUGUAUCGAUCGUUGAAGCUCCAGUUGCCGCUGCUGAAAGUGGUGAAUCGACGGUAAGCCUGCAGUCUAGCACCGACCGAAGCUGUUGAUCCACAUUCAAGUAAAUUGUGCUCCUGUGGCAGUGGCUCGGCAAUAAGUUUCUUUUUUGUGUAGAGCUGGUACAUUUAGAGAUGUGUGAUUGAUGUUCAGAAGAUUAUUUAUGUUUUUAUUUUGUAAUGUUGUCUAUCAUUGUGAUCUUUAUAAAUUUUUCAAUUGUAUAUUUCAUCGAUAAAAUUUGCUAAAUUAUAAUUAUGAUCUUAUGGGAAAAA